Messenger RNA from Acytostelium subglobosum LB1, 1218 nucleotides. RefSeq lists its product as hypothetical. The record is from RefSeq and is a predicted model, not a curated record. Gene Ontology annotation, biological process: regulation of DNA-templated transcription. The transcript has a single exon. Gene Ontology annotation, molecular function: zinc ion binding; sequence-specific DNA binding. Bases 1 to 1218 code for a protein of 405 amino acids. Lineage: Eukaryota; Evosea; Eumycetozoa; Acytosteliales; Acytosteliaceae.
AUGCCAUCCUCAUCCCCAUCAUCAUCUUCUUCUUCAAACAUCACUGGUACCGGUGAUGACAUUGCCAGUGAUGCAUCAUCGUCAUCAACUCAACUUCACCAACAUCAACCUCAUCAUCAACUUCAACAUGUGAUCCAGAAUACCAUGCCACCUCAUCAGUUCCCCGUUCCACUACCGCCAUACCCUCAAAUGUCCGUCCCAACCCAUCAUCAUCAUCAAGGUGUUGUCCCAAUUCCAAUGUUCCCUGCAGGCCAAUACCACCAUCAUCCCUUCCAACAUCCACAUCCACAUCAACAUCAACAUCAACAUCAUCCACUGCCACCAACUUCCGUCCACUUCCACCCAUAUCCACAGCGACAUUUGUCUCCCCCGCCAGCAACACCGCCACCUCCGCCACAGCCACCAACCUCCACCGCCCAAGGACAACCACAAGGUGGCGACGACGGAUUCUACCAUCUACUUUACGGCCUGUUACCAUUGUGCGUGGAAAUUGAUCGCGAACGUGGCGCCACAAAGGAGAAGACGGACAAGAUGAAUGAGCUACACCAUCACAUUGACACGAUUAUAAAGCGAGUGGAGAGGGAGAAGAAAAGAUGCAAGAUGAUGCUGUCCCCGCCAGCACCACCCUUGACCCAGUCCAAGAAGCAGCAGCAAGUGGUAGACCCGACCAGACCACGCAGGAACCGAAAGAGUGCCAGUCCACAGGAGAGCAGAGAGGUGGAUCAAUGUCAAUUGUGUGGAUCAAUGGAGACACCAGAGUGGCGCAAAGGACCAGAUGGCACCAAGUCCCUAUGCAACGCGUGUGGUCUACAUUUCGCCAAGACCAAGAGGUCACUCAAGGGUCUGGAUCAAGAAAACAUCAACAACAACAGUAGCAGUGGCAAUGAUCCAUCAUCGCCCCUAUCAUCAUCGUCAUCAACAUCAACAAUCUCCAAUGCACCAUCAAUGGAUCCGUCAUCGCCCCCACCAAACAUCAUCCUUCCCCAACUUCCACAACAUCCACAACUUUCACAACAAAUCCAACUCCAGCAACAGCAGACUACGGCACCAGGAGAUGGAUAUUUCUGUUCAACGUCAACUACAACGACCACAACAGUGACAACUACAACAAGACAGGCAUCUCCACCACCUAGACCGACCUCUACAUCUACAACUUCAACAACGACAACAGCAGCGACCCCUGGACAACCAAGUGGCAGGCCUUCUGGAAGUCUCUGA